This is a messenger RNA of Closterium sp. Yama58-4, 585 nucleotides long. The record is from the annotation of a GenBank genome assembly. Lineage: Eukaryota; Viridiplantae; Streptophyta; Zygnematophyceae; Desmidiales; Closteriaceae.
AUGCAGCGGCUGCGAGCAUGGCUUGCACUCUCCGCCGCGCUUUGGCUUGCUGCCUUCGUCUCUCCAUGCCAUGCGCAACCAUUCGAACCUGGAGUCGUGAUGAUCAACGCUACGCAAGCUGUGUUUCUCAAGGACUCCCGGAAGGCAUGGGGAAAGGCGGUCCAAGGCUGGGUUGUCGGUGCUGACUGUUUUUACGCCCAAGGACUCAACUGUGACGAUUCAGGCAUGAUUACCCAGAUAUCUUUCACUUCUUUCACGGGGGGGCUUAAUGGGUCUAUUCCUCACAGCAUCUCCUCUCUCACUGCACUAACUUAUCUGGCCUUUUUAGGCACUAAUUUGACGGGCUCCAUUCCCAACGGCCUCUCCAAGCUUCAUCAGCUCCUAACUCUGGAUUUUUCAUACAACCAUUUGACGGGCUCCAUUCCCAGUGACAUUCGCUUUCUUCCUAAUCUCACUCAAAUGGAUCUUUCAAACAACAUUCUGACGGGCUCUAUUCCCACCAACAUAUUCACGAACCCUCAGCUCUCUAUGUUGUAUGGAGCACCUUGUUUAAAUCCGGGGCUAAGCACGCACAAUGAGUGGUGA